UGUCUCAGUGUUUUGUCGGGUGGAGGGGAACUUCACGGCGGCUACGGGUGUGGCUUCAAACGUGAUAAAUCUCUACGUGGGGAAAGAAAUGCGCGAUGACAGUACGGAUUAAGGCAGAAAAAUACCUAAACUAGAGAUUAAGGAUAAAAAUCCUGUAAUAAGUGGGGAGUUUGCGUCCAGUAUCGUAGGCAGCGGAGAUUUGUGUGCUCGGUUUUUCCAACAGCUGGAAUACUUUUUAAUACUGAACUUCGUGGCCCGUUUUUGUUUAACCUGCUCUAAUGAUUUGUUGCGCAGAGUAGCUUAAAGUCAGUCAAUAAAAGUUCCUCAAGUUUUCUUUCGGACUACUUUGCGCUCGCAGAAAGCACAAAUGUUGACCAACUGACUGAGCAAUUAACGAGUUUUGGGAAAUUUUCGACCGGUUGCUAGAAAAAUUGCUUGUUUUUUUUCUCUUUCAUUUCCUUCCCUCUCGCGGAUGAACGGACUCCGUCACGUUUUUCGCAACUCACCAAAAAGGGAAGUCGUUCUGUUCAACUUAAGCCCUUGUUUUUAAAUAAGGGAGUUCGUCUUUAAAUACUUUUUUCCCAGGUAAUAUUUUCCCACUAAACAGCAGACCUGAAGCGUGCACUGGGAACCAUGGGUUGUACAGUUAGUCAGGAAGAUAAAGCCGCGGCCGAGAGGUCUAAAAUGAUUGACAAAAACUUGAGAGAAGAUGGAGAAAAGGCGGCGAGAGAAGUGAAAUUGCUGCUACUGGGUGCUGGAGAGUCUGGGAAGAGCACCAUUGUAAAGCAGAUGAAGAUUAUUCAUGAGGAUGGCUACUCAGAAGAUGAGCGUAAGCAGUACAGAGCAGUUGUGUACAGCAACACAAUCCAGUCCAUUAUGGCAAUCAUCAAAGCCAUGGCCAACCUCAAGAUUGACUAUGAGGAAGCUACUAGAGCGGAUGAUGCCCGCCAGCUGUUUGCGCUGUCUGCAUCUGCAGAGGAGCAGGGCAUCCUGCCAGAAGACUUGGCUAACGUCAUCCAACGACUUUGGGCCGACGGUGGCGUGCAGAGCUGCUUCACACGGGCCCGAGAGUACCAGCUCAAUGACUCCGCAGCCUACUACCUUAAUGACCUGGAGAGGAUAGCCAAGUCAGAGUACAUCCCCACACAGCAAGACGUGCUGCGAACCCGUGUUAAGACCACCGGCAUCGUGGAAACACAUUUCACUUUCAAGGAUCUGCACUUCAAGAUGUUUGAUGUUGGAGGCCAACGGUCUGAAAGGAAGAAGUGGAUCCACUGUUUUGAGGGGGUCACAGCCAUCAUCUUCUGUGUAGCCAUGAGUGCUUAUGACCUGGUGCUGGCAGAGGAUGAAGAGAUGAACCGGAUGCAUGAGAGCAUGAAGCUGUUUGACUCCAUCUGCAACAACAAGUGGUUCACAGAGACGUCCAUCAUCCUGUUCCUCAACAAGAAGGAUCUGUUUGAGCAGAAGAUCGUCCACAGCCCUCUGACCAUCUGCUUCCCCGAGUACACCGGCCCCAACAAGUACGAGGAGGCUCAGGCUUACAUCCAGACCAAAUUCGAAGACCUGAACAAGAAGAAGGACACCAAGGAAAUCUACCCCCAUUUCACCUGCGCCACUGACACCAAGAACGUUCAGUUUGUGUUCGACGCUGUCACCGAUGUCAUCAUCAAGAACAACCUGAAGGACUGUGGCCUCUUCUAAAAAUAUGUCUGCGAAAGAGUCAAGACUACUUGAACAUUUCUGAUGACCAUAAAGAUGGGGGAACAUAGACACAUGAUGAAUGACUGCACUGUCCCACCACGAUUUCUGCUUCAAUCUGCUUUUUAUAAGGACACCUAAGAGACUGAAAACCUGACGAGCCUUGCAGAUUUCCAACAACCGCUGAUCCAGUUGCUCGUAUUGUUAACUCUUUAGGCAAUGACCACAAAAAUCAACAUGUAUUCUAUUUUUGUUCUUCUUUUUUUGUCUUCUUUAUUUUCAAUUACUAGAGGAGGGAAAAGCAAACUUUUUUAUAUAAAUGCAAACAUGUUACUUUUAGAGAUCCUGAUGUGCAGAUUAUUCAACUUUUAAUCACACAAAUCUUAUUUUUUAAGAUAUGAAGCACAGGCAUGGGCAUAAAAUGAUUGACAAAAGGAAAGUGUAUUUUUUUUAAAUAAAGCUUACAUCAGUUCAUCAUUCAUAGCCUAACCGUAUAUCGCUCUGCAUGACUCCACAUGUCAGAUAUUAGCUCUAUAAUCUGCACAAAUUAUCUAACAUUCCUACAAAAAAUAUAAAACAACUACAAAAAAGUUUUACAAAAUUUAAAAAAUGGCUUCACCUGCAGGGGAAAUUAUGGCAAAAUUCUAACAUGUAUUUAAAGUAUGUGUACCUAACGUUCUAUCACCUUUUGUAGUACCAUUUCUGUGUCUAUUGCAGUAUGUUUGUGCCUUUACUUCUGUUUACAGCCAAUUCCUAGAUAUGCUUUCAGUAAUGUUUGACCUACUGUGCUCCUAAAAUUUUCUUCCAUUCUAUGCCUAGCACCUAUGAAUAUAUAGUGAUUAUUAAUGAGAGACGAAAUCUAAUUCAGAAAAAGGUUAGUGUUUUUGGUAAAUAUUAAAAUGCUUUCAAAGUCCUAUAUGAUUUAAUUUAAAUAAAAGUAGACACCACCUGA
This is a messenger RNA of Melanotaenia boesemani (Boeseman's rainbowfish), 2650 nucleotides long. Its product is annotated as guanine nucleotide-binding protein G(i) subunit alpha-2-like. Gene Ontology annotation, cellular component: heterotrimeric G-protein complex. The transcript is spliced from 9 exons. The coding region runs from base 634 to 1701 and encodes 355 amino acids. The record is from RefSeq and is a predicted model, not a curated record. Gene Ontology annotation, biological process: adenylate cyclase-modulating G protein-coupled receptor signaling pathway; gamma-aminobutyric acid signaling pathway. Gene Ontology annotation, molecular function: G-protein beta/gamma-subunit complex binding; GTPase activity; GTP binding. NCBI's taxonomy places the organism in Eukaryota, Metazoa, Chordata, Actinopteri, Atheriniformes, Melanotaeniidae.